UUGUGGGCCGCAGCCCCUGAGCAUUCUUCACAUGAUGUUGCUUAGCAUGGAAACUUGCAGAUUCCGAGAUAGCAUCAAUGCUCAAAUCAUUGAGCAAUGAGGACACUUCACGCUGCACAGCGGGCCAAGCCUUGCCUCUCCUUGAUCAUAUCCAAAAGACCUCUGCUGCCGCGUUCACAGAUUUGCAUCUCCUCUCACGUCGCCUGAACAAUGGAUCGUAGCUUGAGGCCCCUGAAUGCCCUGGCCAAUUUUGAGCCCUCCCAUUUCGACUUCCGCCCAGAAAAGUACGGCGCGACAAUGGCAAGAGCACAUCAUCCACCAUCGCCAGCCAGCCUCAGCACUUGCAAUCAAAGGACUGCGCUGCACCAUACACCGAUGCUCCUGUUGCGGAGACGAUACGUCACACAAUGGGACUUUGGCCACGCACACCAUUGCGCGACGCCACAUGGAGCGCCAUAUCCGGACAGGAACGAUACCUCAGGGACACAUAUAAGAUCAUGGUUGAUAUGCAAGGGUCUCGUGGCGUUACCGAAGCAUGGAGGAACUACGAAUUAUUAUUCGCAAACUGUAAAAGUUUUGUCCUGUACUUGGAUGAGCUCAUGGGCAAUGUAUUGCCUUGACCAUCUGCCAGCACCACGCGAAGGUAGUGAAAGAAGCGUGCCAAAAGAAGCGCAAAGCGAAAGUCUACAAAGAGGCUACUACUGCUGAUGCUUCAAGAGAUGAUGACCUCAGCAACGCACACGACGAUGCCCGUAGAGCGUCGUUUGCUCGCGUUGAUGACGGGGACUCCCACUGCAAGACAGCCGCUUUCAUCUUCUCUGAAAAUGAUGGUCACGACGAGGCUGCAUCGAGAGUUGUGGGUUCCUCCUUUCGGCCUCAUGUAGUGACAGACGAAUGCAAUUGCAGCCAAUCUCGUCCCAGCACAGUCGUCAAGCAGACAAGAAGUUUGGUUUCUCCA
Messenger RNA from Protomyces lactucae-debilis, 958 nucleotides. RefSeq lists its product as uncharacterized. NCBI's taxonomy places the organism in Eukaryota, Fungi, Ascomycota, Taphrinomycetes, Taphrinales, Protomycetaceae. The record is from RefSeq and is a predicted model, not a curated record. The coding region runs from base 211 to 708 and encodes 165 amino acids. The transcript is spliced from 3 exons.